AUGUUGGCACCAGUAUUUACUCCCAUGUCAGAGACGGGAGCUGUAAACUUGUCUGUCAUACCUACUUACAUGGAACAUUUGAAGAAACACCGGGUCAAUGGUAUUCUUGUGUGUGGAACCACAGGCGAAGGUAUGUCCCUGAACAUGGAAGAAAGGAAGUCUCUCCUUGAAGCCUGGGUGUCUGUUGCUAAGCCAGUUCAUAUUAACGUCGUUGCUCAGGUUGGAGGAGCACCCUUACCUGAUGUAUUGGAACUGGCCAAACACGCAGAGAAGUUGAACGUCGACGGUAUAAUGACUCUCCCGGAACUGUACUACAAGCCGAGGACUGUGGAUCAGUUGAUAAGUUACUUGCAAAAAGUGACUGCCGCAGCCCCAACUCAGCCUCUGUUGUACUAUGACUUUCCAAUGAUGUCUGGAGUCAAUGUAAAUAUGAAAGAGUUGUUUAAGUCAGCUUCUUCCAAACUUCCUAAUUUUAAAGGAGCGAAAGCUGAUUUGAAUGUUGCAGAGCAAGUAUCAGAUUUAUUGGAUUCAGAUCAAAGAAUCUUCAUUGCUAACCAUCAUAUUGCACCAUCUGUCCUAAUGGGCCAUGAUUCAAGUAUCGCCACUGUGGUCAAUCUAUUUCCAGAACUGGUCCAUAAUAUCAGGCAAGCCGUGAAAGACGGAGAAGUUGUGAAAGGGAAACUUCUUCAAAGACGACUAAAUGCUUUGGUAGAUGCUAUUGCUUCCAAAGGUGAUUUUGUUCCAUCAAUGAAAACUGCUAUGGAGCUAACGACCGGGAUAAGGGUGGGGCCAACUCGCCCGCCCCUGGUACCAUUGAACUGUGUCCAAAGAAAAGACUUAAGAAACUCUUUGGUUGACUUAGAUGUACAGAUACAAAUGACAGAAUGA
Messenger RNA from Spodoptera littoralis (African cotton leafworm), 888 nucleotides. The record is from the annotation of a GenBank genome assembly. Lineage: Eukaryota; Metazoa; Arthropoda; Insecta; Lepidoptera; Noctuidae.